Molecule: messenger RNA, 2025 nt
Organism: Paramacrobiotus metropolitanus
Lineage: Eukaryota; Metazoa; Tardigrada; Eutardigrada; Parachela; Macrobiotidae
Product: kelch-like protein 3
Molecular function (GO): protein binding
Source: RefSeq, a predicted model, not a curated record
CAUAGUAACAUGACUAACAUCACCUUUUUCUGUUGAUCAGAAAAGAUUAAAAACAGCCAUUUGAAUAAUGAUCAACUGAACAAACGCAUAAAACAGUAAAAACAAUUCACGGAAUAUGUAAAGCCGGCGAAAUGUGUUCGUACAAACCAAAGGGUGACAACAUAUCGGUGAAAACGAGAAGACAAGAUUUGUCCAGCGUAUCCGAUUCCUGUGGCGAGGCCGAUACAAGCAGCUUAACAGAAUGCGAGAAAGGCGAUCGAGAACGAAUGAUCGAGCUGGAGGAGAAGUUCAACAAGGGAUGGGAAAGCUGGAUCAGUCAGAUGGGCGGGGAGAUGGACAUCUGCACGUAUAAUUUUGAUGCCGAGGAAUUGGCCGUACGUCUCGGUAUGCGGGUGGAUAAAGCCAGUGCACUACACGCCAAAAUUUUGCUGCAGAAAAUAUACCAUUUCUGGCAUUGUCGGCAGCACACAGAUAUGGUUUUAAUUGCGGGUGAAGACCGCGAAGAAGUUCAUCUGCACAUGUUCUUGGCCCAUUCAGAAUUCUAUGAUAAAGUUGUUAUGGUGCCGUGUUGGGAGAAGCUGUGGAAAGCGGGCAAGUUGGUCAUUGAUUUAACGGGGAUGGUGUCGCCUAAGGCACUGAAGUUGAUAAUUGGAUUUGUCUACACCGGUGCAGCAAAGCUUACUCUUGAUAACGUUACGGACAUUGCGAUGGCUGCAAAAAACAUGGGUUUGCGAAAGCUGCAAAAACAAUGCAUGGAGUUUUUGGAUUAUGUGUUUGCGGACUUUCAUCUUUUCGUGAUCCUACGAAACGUCCCCAUGGACCACAAGUACUUUGACGUGGCAUGGACCAAAAUUUUGAAAAGAUUCAAAUUCAUCUACCAUGACCCGAAUUUCUUGGAAAUGGAUUCCGGUCAGCUAGAGCUGCUGGUGGCAUCAGACAAGCUGAACAUAGAUUCAGAAUACCAGGCUUUCGAGGCGGUAUUGAGUUGGAUUAAUCACGAUCGAACAAACCGGGAAAAGUUCUUCUUCAAACUAAUGGGACAAGUGCGUUUCGCUUACAUGGAGCUGGACGAACUGAUUGGCGCUAUGAAGGAGGAAGAACUGUUCCGCACCAACAAGGAUGCACAAAUGCUUGAGGAUGCUGACAUGUACGCAACAAUGGAAUCUAUGGGUGACCAGUGGUGUAAUUAUCCUCCAUGGCCACCUCGAAAUGACACCAUUGCCAGAAAGGUUUACGUUCGGCAAGAGAAACUAAAGAAUCUCCGACCCAAAUCCAAAAACGAUAUCUGCAAUGCCAACUUGCCGUGUCCCCUGCAGACGAACUACGGAGCGAAGUUUGACAAAACGUGCCCAUCGGACGGUAACGACGAUCGCACUUGCCGAAGUUAUUGUGGCUCUCGUGGCUACGGCAAGAUUCUGCCUUUAUCCUGCACUCCUGGACUGGAUGACGACACGGGCACUAUGGCUAAGUCUUGUGCUAGAAGACGAAGAAGACGAAGAAGACGAACUGGAGAUAUUUGGCCUCAGUGAACCCUGUUAUGAAGAUGUGUGUCCUAAGCCACCAAGAAAAGCUACCCAAAAUGAAUGCCCGAAGCCACAGAAAAAACCGCUGAACUUGACACCAGCUGGACCGGAAGCAUGCACCAACCGGGCUAAAAUGUUGGACGAGCUCCGUAUUAACCGUGUGGCCAAGCAGGCCGCUGACUUGUGCGGCCGAAAGGAGCAAGAGCAGCCAGAUGCGAAGUCUAUAUGUCCGGCACUAAGUAUGGCCACUCUCGGAUCGAAAGAGAUCAAUGUAGUUAAGGGCGUCAGCGAAAUCAGCUUGCCAUCCGUCAUGAUGAAGCGGCAAAACCGGGCUCCAUAAUUCGUAUACCCAGUGAAUUGUUUUUACUGUUUUAUGCGUUUGUUCAGUUGAUCAUUAUUCAAGUGGCUGUUUUUAAUCUUUUCUGAUCAACAGAAAAAGGUGAUGUUACUAUGCGUAUCUUCGAUUCCGUACGUCUUUACGAACAAGUAUUUAUGAUGAAAA